AUGCCAACUUCAAUUGCACAGUCAAAGCCCAUCGAGGUGGUUAACCCUAAUGUCAUCCCCUUCGCGAAUCCAACAAGUGUUUCAGACACGUCUCACUGCCUUACUUCAGCCUCGGUAGAUGACAAAACAUCACCGGCACAAAAGUCUGUGGCUGUCAUCGGCGCAGGAGUGAGCGGUGUCUUAGCCGCCGCUCAUCUCCUGAGGCGCAACCAACGCGUAACCGUCUUCGAGAGAUCCUCAUCCGCUGGGGGAAUAUGGCGAUAUAUCGAGGAUCAACCAGAAGACCCCGAAUAUCCUGUCACUCUGGCUGCGGAAAGUUCUUCUGAGGUCUUUCCAGAUAGACUUUCCUCAAGAACAACCACACUACGGACAGAGAAAGGCCUGACUCGGAAAACGUUCGCACCACCAGGGCCUUGCUACGCAGGCCUCCGCAGCAACAUCCCAACCUAUCUCAUGAGGAGUUCUCUAUCUGCCUGGCCCGAAAGUGCUGGCCGCGAUGUGGUUCCUCAUCACUUGGUCAACAACUACAUUCAAGGGCUUGCACAAGAUUUCGGCGUGAAUUCUGUAACUGAAUUCAACACGCGCGUGGAAGAAGUUAUUAAACCAGAAGGUCAAAGUCAAUGGCAGGUUCGAACUCUUCGAAUCGAUAACAAGAGCACAAAAGAUACAGAGCCUACAUUCUUCGAGGAGCAGCACUUGUUUGACGCUGUCGUUAUCGCGUCUGGUCAUUAUGACAUACCCUUCAUCCCCAAGAUCCCAGGGCUGAGUACAUUGAAGAAACAAUUCCCCGAAAGAGUCACCCAUUCCAAGCAGUAUCGUCAUCCGGAGACUUUUGCUGGCCAGAAUGUUGUCGUCGUCGGUGGCCGGGUGUCGGCCGUCGACAUAUGUCGUGAGUUGGACGGCAUCUCCGCCAAGACGUAUCAAAGCGUGCGGGAGAGCACGGAAACCUUCAAUUUCAACAUUCUCGGCGAUCAAACAAAGCAGAUAUCGGAGAUAGAUCACAUUGUCCUCAAGAACCAGGUUUCUGCAGACGAGACAGUUCUGGAACAAAACAAUGUUCUCCCGGUACAGCUCCAUCUGAAGGAUGGUCGCGUCUUGGAUGGCGUACACGCCAUCAUCUUCGCCACCGGAUAUCAGCUCACAUAUCCAUAUUUGAGAUCUUUUGAAGUUCCUCCAGAUCAGGUGACUCGGACGUCACUCGUCGAAUCCACGAAGUCGACAGUCCACAACCUCUACAAGGACACAUUUUACAUUCCUGACCCAACUCUGACUUUCGUUGGCACGCCAUUCGAUAUUGUCACGUUCGCCUGCUUCGACUAUCAAGCCCAGGCAAUCGCCCAAGUGCUCUCAGGUGCUGCGGCUUUGCCGAGCCACGAUACUAUGCGGGCUGAGUACGAGACGCGACUGACAGCCAAAACUGCUAGCAGGCAGUUCCACAGUUUGCGAGGCAGUGAGAUCGAAUAUGUUCAAGGUCUGGUUGAUUGGCUCAAUAGUGAAGCUGAUCGUUUAGGAGUAAAGGGACAACACAUAGAGGGAUAUUCGAAGGAGUGGAUCGAAGGAUACUGGAUUUUGCAGAAGAGGGUGUCGGCAGCUCUGGGGUUGCAGGACCCCGCGCAAUUGGAGACAUAG
Verticillium alfalfae VaMs.102 is the source of this 1629-nucleotide messenger RNA. Its product is annotated as dimethylaniline monooxygenase. Gene Ontology annotation, molecular function: NADP binding; N,N-dimethylaniline monooxygenase activity; flavin adenine dinucleotide binding. The coding region runs from base 1 to 1629 and encodes 542 amino acids. Lineage: Eukaryota; Fungi; Ascomycota; Sordariomycetes; Glomerellales; Plectosphaerellaceae. The record is from RefSeq and is a predicted model, not a curated record. The transcript has a single exon.